This is a messenger RNA of Punctularia strigosozonata HHB-11173 SS5, 495 nucleotides long. Its product is annotated as SET domain-containing protein. Lineage: Eukaryota; Fungi; Basidiomycota; Agaricomycetes; Corticiales; Punctulariaceae. Gene Ontology annotation, molecular function: protein binding; histone H3K4 methyltransferase activity. The record is from RefSeq and is a predicted model, not a curated record. Gene Ontology annotation, cellular component: Set1C/COMPASS complex. The coding region runs from base 1 to 495 and encodes 164 amino acids. The transcript has 3 exons.
AUGGCGCUGUCCAAAGGCGAGACCACUGCCGCCGAACUCACCAUUAAGUUCAAUCAGCUUCAGACACGCAAGAAGCAUCUCCGGUUUGCACGUUCACCCAUCCACGAUUGGGGUCUGUAUGCUAUGGAGCGAAUUGCGAGGGGCGAGAUGGUCAUCGAGUACGUCGGCGAGGUCAUCCGCGCGCAGGUCGCAGACAAACGCGAGAAAGCCUAUGAACGGCAGGGGAUCGGGAGCAGCUACCUCUUCCGUAUAGACGAAGAUUUGGUGGUGGAUGCGACGAAGAAGGGCAAUCUUGGCCGUCUGAUCAAUCAUUCAUGCGAUCCCAACUGCACCGCAAAGAUCAUAACGAUUAAUGGGGAGAAGAAGAUUGUCAUCUACGCCAAGCAGGACAUCGAACUUGGCGACGAGAUCACCUAUGAUUAUCACUUUCCUAUCGAGCAGGACAAGAUACCUUGCCUAUGCGGUUCUGCGAAAUGCCGUGGUUAUCUCAAUUAA